AUGGCAUUUGUACAAUCAAAUCAACAAUUGAAUAAUAAUAAUAAUAAUAAUAAUAAUAAUAAUAUGAUUUAUUGGCAUUUAAUUCAAUUAUUAGAUGUCAGUCCAAAUGGAAGAUUUAUUUUGCCAUUUUCUCGUCGAUUAAUACUUAUUGAUCGGCCAUUUGAAAAUGAAAAUGAAAAUAAAAAGAAUAAAAAAGAUGAAACAUCUGCUCAUUAUUAUAAGGCAGAAUUUGAAUUCUCAUCAUUAUCAUCAUCAUUAUCAGAAGAUUGUUUUCAAAAAGAUGAUGAGAAUAAUUAUGAUAACGAUGAUUAUGAUGAAUCAUUAGAUCCAACAUGGUAUGCACCCUCACCAUUUGAUUAUGAUCCAUAUGAUUCAUAUGAUUGGGAAUGCUAA
Rotaria sordida is the source of this 393-nucleotide messenger RNA. The record is from the annotation of a GenBank genome assembly. NCBI's taxonomy places the organism in Eukaryota, Metazoa, Rotifera, Eurotatoria, Philodinida, Philodinidae.